CUCCUGCAUCAACCCCUUCACUCCCAAUGAGGUCACUGCGAUGAGAGAGAAGCAGAUCCAGAGCGAGGGGGAAGGAGAGGACGAGGAGGAGGGAGAAGCAGCCCAGACUGGGAAAGGCCAUCAGACAAGGUCGCCUUUUCUGGCCGCACAGCCACUGCGAGGCACGUGGUGCUGAAUCUCCUCCGCCCGCUCAGCCUGGGGAACCCGGGACUGGGACUGGCAGGAGCACUUGGUGUUACCGCGAAAACAAAGGCGAGGAGAGGGGCGGGCGGGCAAGGGAGAGAGAGAGGCUCCGAGCAGUUUGGCUCUGCAUCUCCGGGAAGCAAAGCUCAUCUCCUUGGCAAGAAAGGGAAGGGGAGCCCGGCCGUCUGGAGGCGAAGGAGGGAGCAGGCUUCCCUGCGGAGACCAGGACGCGGCAGAACUCUGGACAGCGCCUAGCCAGCGGCACUGGGAGCUCCCGGCGGCUCCUUUUUGGAAAAACCCUGCGACCUGUUUCCUCUCCCCUCCUGGACUCCGACCACGGAUCGGAUCCUUCCUUCUGCUAUCCCUGUCCGAACGGCCGGGAGUGGAGCGGCGGUCUUGCCUCUGGCCCGGUCAAGGAAGCGGGUCUCCGGUCCUGGACAUCCAGUCCUUGUGGAUAGUGCUCCGCUGGUGAAGAAGGAAAAGUUUUGGGGUCUGGUAGGGGGAGGAAGGGGGAGGGAGUAGUGGAAGAAAGAAGGUGGAUGGUCGGUUUCCCACGCUGAGCUGGAAGGAAUGAUGACCGAGGAAGGAUGUGCACCAGCGGCCAGAUUAUUGGGAGCCUCUUGGUGCUCUCCGUGCUGGAGAUAGGGCUGGGGGUGUCCAGCGUGGCCGUGGGGGCGGUCAGCUUCAGCCUGGCCCUCCGACAGCACAAGCCGCAGCUCGGAGACUCGUCCCCGGUAUGGAGCGGGGUGUGUUUUCUUCUUUGUGGCAUAUGUGGAAUAUUGUGCGCCAAAAAAAAGUCUGGACUUAUCAUGAUCCUCUUUUCCGCCUGCUGCAUCUGUGGCCUCAUCGGGGGCAUCCUGAACUUUCAGUUCCUUCGGGCUGUGACGAGGAAGACCUCUCCCCUCUACCCCCUGCAUCUGGCCUCCAUGUCCCUUGCGUGCAUUGGGAUUGGGGGCUGCACCCUCUCUUCAUGGCUCACUUGUCGCCUGGCCAGCUAUGAACAGAGGAGGAUGUUCUCGGAGAGGGAGCAUUCCCUGCAUCACUCCCAUGAGAUGGCUGAGAAAAGAUUGAGGGCUAUUGAAAUAACCGACUUGCCCAGCUGCCCGGUGGUGCCCCCGACACCAGAGUUACCUACAAGGAAAUGACAGACAACAUGAGCAAUGGAGGACCACCUCUGAUAUUUAACGGAAGAGUAUAAUUAAUGUUUUAAAGAGCUGAACAUUUUUUAGGAUUUUCACGAGGCAAGGAAAUACCAAAGGACUAGGAGAUGAAACUGAAACAGUUCUUGCAUUUGCUGUUAUCUCUCCCUGGCACCCACUACAAUUAUUAUUUCUCUAUUUUGCCUCACUUGUGUCUUCAGCUUUUUUUAUUAGGUGAAAACUUUCCAGAAAUGUUCUAGGACAGUAAUUUCAACACUUUCCAGAUGGUUCUAAAAAAGUCUUUUCGGGAGGGAAAAAAGAGGAAAAGAUGAAACUGAAAGAUUCCUCUUCUAUACAAACAUUAUUUGACUAGCAUGUUAGAUUUGUUAUCACUUAUUUCGUAUAAGUAUUCAAAAAGUACAAGUAUCAAAAAUAACAGUAACUUGUUGAUGUCUUUGUUUUGAAAGACGGUGGCUUCAAGAAAGCCAUGAUUCAAAACCUCAGCAAUGCCUUGUUGUAAACACAUUGUAAUUAUUUUCAACUUGUGAAUGUACUAUAUUUCAUAAUUUAUUUGUAAAUGACAAAAUAACGUAAACCAUAAAAAAAGAUUUUUUUUAGAGAGAGAACACUAAUCUGUAUGAUAUUUUUGCAUUUUUGCACAAGAGUGAAAAGUUGUAAAUGAAUAAAUAUCAUUUAAGGCAAAUAAACAUGUAUUGAUCAUACUGUGCAGAUUGAUCUGCAUGUUCAUGAAUGAGCCUAAGAAUAAAACAAACUGUGUGUGUGUGCGUAUAUACUGUAUACUGUAAAUAUUGAAAAUAUAUACAGCACAUAUGUAUAGCAUCAUGAAUGUAAGUAGGUAGUAGAAAAGAAAUUGUAAUAUUGUGGGGUGUUAUCAAGAUUCCAUUCCCACAGAGAUGAGAAAGCAAUUGUUCAAGGCUUUUCUAUACCCCCAAAUCACAUUUUAAUUUCUACUUAAUUUGUUCAUUUUCAUUCUUUUUAUUAUGUCUGCUGUAAAAAUUAUUGCGGUUGAGAUUUAUAGAGUUGAGUGAUCUGAACAGUGUAAUAUAAAGAUAAAUUAUUAGUUAUUUGGCUAUUUUAUUAUUAUUAUUAUUAUGGUAUUUAUGUAAUGACAAUUAUUAAUACUGAUUUAUAAGCAUAACUUUAAAUUAUGUACUUCCACAUAAUUACUGUUGAUUAUUCAUGAUAUUUACAUUUUAAACAUUCUACAGCCCAAUUAAAUUAUAUGAAAGGAUGGGAGAAGUAUGCCCAAAUGAUGAAGUUACAAUUAGCUUUGCUAUAAUUUAAUUUAGUAUUUUGUUUGCUUUAUAAUUCCAGAAUAAUACAGACAAAUCUUUUUUAAGAAUGCAUAUAUACAAAGAACCUGAAAGACUUCUCUGUAGAAGAAAAUAAGAGGAUAGGCUCACAUUUACAUAGCAAGAUUCAAUAUUUCCAUGAUGGAAUGUUAAAAUAGCAACCUGAGACAAUAUGUAUAGGCAAGAAAAUAGCAUGGUUUUUGAAAAUAUUUAUGAGAACAUAACCUCUGGCAGCAGAUAAAGAACUCAUAUUUUAAAAUAUAAAACUCUCACUGUAUUGCAUACUUUUAUUUUCCCCAAAGCUAAUACAUUUUCAACUGAUUUUUUAAUGACUUGCCUACUGAACCCUAGGUAAAUUAACACCUUUAAUAUCUAGUAUGAGAACAUAUUAUAAAUUAAAAGCAAAAUAUGGGUUUUAAUUGUGCUAAGAAAAUAAUAAUUCCAGCUAAUGGAAAUCUGAGGGUCUUUUAGUUUUAGAGCAACAUAAUUAUGACCUACCAUAUUUAAAUCAGCUCAUUAAAAAUGUCUGGCUGUAUCCAGUCAAAAGAAAUAACUGGACUAUGGUUGUUCAGUGUAGUUUUUGAAGUCUCCCAACUCAUUUGGAUAACUUCAUUAUCCAGUAGAUUAUAGAAGUUGCCAUAAAUGCAACCUCAGAUAGUGAAUCAACAUUAGCACUGUUCAUUGGAUGCCACAAGCAGGCAUGAUCUUUGUUUCUGGAAAUCUAAACUAUACAAUGCAGAUAUUUUGUGUGAAUGUGGUCCUACUGAAUUUAUCCAAGGAUGCAGUCUUGUACUGAAAGAAUAAUCACCAACUCAACUUUAGGUUACAUUUCUUCAUAGACAUGUUUGCACAAUACGCAGUUAUAAUACAUCAGUAAGAUCUUUUCUUGCCUUUGAAAUAAUUUAUGAAAUCACACUUAAAGGACAAAAGUAGGCAUCCCACUGCUUUGACAUAGAGUUAAGAAGAAAUACAAUCAUCACAAUUUUCCAAAUAGUCUACAGUGUAUUUAACCAAGUAGAGCUAUAUCUUUAAAUGUAAGUUAUUUUAACCCAACAUUUUCAGGGCUCAGUUUCUUAGAGUGAUAUAUUUGGGACGUGUAGUCAUUCUUUUUGAGAUAGAUAGGGGAAAUUAGGAAGACAUUGUUGCAGUACUUGAAAAUUUAAUUUUCACAAUACAAUGAACUAUGAACUAGAGUAUUUUUAAGUGACCGCAUUACAGCUUUACUAUGAGCCUACCCUUGGGAAAAAGUAAUGUGAUCCUAAAAUAGAAAAAGAAUAUGUGAAACUGGUGUGGUGGUGUAGAGACUAGCUGCAAAAGGUGCAGUUAUUAUAAGCAUAGAAGAUUAAAAGUGGACUCAUCUUGAAAUUUUUUAACCAUAUAUGUGUGUGUAUGUACACACCUACACACAAAUAUAUACAAUUGUUUAAAAGUAGAAUAUGGUAUGAUGACUCUAUUGAUAUGUCUA
Messenger RNA from Myotis myotis, 4100 nucleotides. It is a transcript of the gene TMEM196, whose product is annotated as transmembrane protein 196. The transcript has 5 exons. Lineage: Eukaryota; Metazoa; Chordata; Mammalia; Chiroptera; Vespertilionidae. The record is from RefSeq and is a predicted model, not a curated record. The coding region runs from base 771 to 1328 and encodes 185 amino acids.